AGUCGGAGCGCGGACCGCGGGGAGGACUGUUGUGUGCGGCUGGUCGCUCCGGCAAGAAGCAGCCGGGGCCGGGGGCGGGCGCGUUGCCCGCCGGCUGCCAGGAGUGAGCCAAGUGGCCGGGAAGACGAACGCCCGAACACCACCAUGAUCCCGCUGGAGAAGCCGGGCAGCGGCAGCCCCUCGUCGGCCGCCGCCUCCGGCUCGGGCCCGAGUGGCCGGGGGCGGACGGCGCCUCACCGGCCGCCGCCCCAGGCCCGCGGGCUGCUGACGGAGAUCCGCGCCGCGGUACGCACCGAGCCCUUCCAGGACAGCUACAGCCUGAGCCCGGGCCGGGAGCUGGGCAGGGGGAAAUUUGCAGUGGUGAGAAAAUGUGUGAAGAAAGAUUCUGGAAAAGAAUUUGCAGCAAAGUUCAUGAGAAAAAGAAGAAAAGGCCAAGACUGUCGGAUGGAAAUCAUUCAUGAGAUUGCUGUGCUUGAGCUGGCCCAGGACAAUCCUUGGGUCAUUAACUUACAUGAAGUCUAUGAGACUCCCUCAGAAAUGAUCUUGGUUCUAGAAUAUGCUGCUGGGGGUGAAAUCUUUGAUCAGUGUGUUGCAGACCGAGAAGAUGCCUUUAAAGAAAAAGACGUUCAAAGACUCAUGCGACAGAUUUUAGAAGGUGUACACUUUUUACACACCCACCAUGUAGUUCAUCUUGAUUUGAAGCCACAGAACAUUCUGCUGACAAGUGAAUCUCCACUGGGUGACAUUAAGAUAGUUGACUUUGGCCUUUCAAGAAUAAUGCAGAACAGUGAAGAGCUCCGAGAAAUUAUGGGUACUCCUGAAUAUGUAGCUCCUGAAAUUCUUAGUUAUGAUCCUAUCAGCCUAGCAACGGAUAUGUGGAGCAUUGGCGUGUUGACUUACGUCAUGCUUACAGGAAUAUCGCCUUUCCUAGGCGAUGAUAAGCAAGAAACAUUCUUGAACAUCUCACAGAUGAAUUUAAAUUAUUCUGAAGAAGAAUUUGACAGUGUAUCUGAAUCAGCUGUUGAUUUCAUCAAGAAACUUCUAGUUAGGAAACCUGAAGAUCGAUCCACUGCUGAAGAAUGCCUAAAACACCCGUGGUUGAUCCCGAGCAGCACUUGGGAUCCUUCUCUCAAAGUGAAAGGAGCCCUCGAAGUGAAGGCCCUCCAAGAAGGAGCCUCUGUGGCUGACAUCAGGGCAGGUCUUGAAACAGCAGAAGCUGAGGACUCGCUUGGAACUGAGGAGUUCAUUGUAGUGACUUCAUACACAUUAGGACAAUGUAGACAGUCUGAAAAGGAGAAAAUGGAGCAAAAGGCCAUUUCCAAACGAUUUAAAUUUGAGGAACCUCUGCUGCAAGAAAUCCCAGGAGAAUUUAUCUACUGAACAGUAUUUCCCUUUCAAACUUGAAGAUUUCUUUACAUUGAAAAUGUUUGUGUUAUUUAUGGACCUCUGGCCAGGUGCUGUACUAGAAGUGGAAAACCAGGCAUCACUGUCAAAAAAACAAACAUAAGCUUCUCAAACUUGUGCAGUUAGGUGAAUCAAGCCAGAUUUGUAUAAAUGCCAACCAGGAGGUUUUGCAGUUGAUCUGUUUCAAUGUUCUUUUUAAGAAGGGAUGUGUUUGCACCAUUUAAUUCUACAUCCUUUUUCUGGAGAAUGGGAAUUUGUGUACAAAUUUAUUUGUGUUCACUUUCUUUAAAAAACAAAACCCAGUAAAAGUGCCAAAACUCUUA
Dipodomys spectabilis (banner-tailed kangaroo rat) is the source of this 1727-nucleotide messenger RNA. RefSeq names its product serine/threonine kinase 17a (gene Stk17a). The record is from RefSeq and is a predicted model, not a curated record. The coding region runs from base 145 to 1380 and encodes 411 amino acids. Gene Ontology annotation, biological process: intracellular signal transduction; positive regulation of apoptotic process; protein phosphorylation. The transcript has 7 exons. NCBI's taxonomy places the organism in Eukaryota, Metazoa, Chordata, Mammalia, Rodentia, Heteromyidae. Gene Ontology annotation, cellular component: nucleus. Gene Ontology annotation, molecular function: ATP binding; protein serine/threonine kinase activity.